This is a messenger RNA of Ceraceosorus bombacis, 981 nucleotides long. The record is from the annotation of a GenBank genome assembly. Lineage: Eukaryota; Fungi; Basidiomycota; Exobasidiomycetes; Ceraceosorales; Ceraceosoraceae.
GCUCGACUUAUGAACGCUUUGCUGGUUGCGCGAGUUCACCGUGUAACGCUCGACGGUCGUUUCCUCAAGCGAAAUUUGCUCAAGACGAGUCUUGGCGUCAGCAGCGAGCAAAAACGACUCCAACGAACGAGUCGAUCCGAGCAAAAUACGCUCAAUGAGCAAUAACUGCGCGGUAAGAGCCAAUGGCGCCAUUCAGGUCGCCAUUCUCGCACCGUGGAUGCUCGGACACCUCUUGCGGCGGAUAAGUGCGAUCUGACGACGGUCCAGGGUGGCAACGUUCAGUACGUUAUUCCUUCCCAUGUCUCGCGAAGGCGACGCUAGUCAUUCGCAGUCAUUCACCGACCUCAGCACGCCAUGCCGAACCAAUUUUGGCAUUGCAGGUCGUUCGCAAGGGUCGAUGAGCGAUGUCCACCUUGAUAAUCGGUGGUCCCUGACCCUAAUUGAGCGAAGAAAGCGCUGUUGUUGUCCCGAAUCACGCUUGUUCUUGGCGGCAUUGUCUUAGCGCCUUUUAGCGUACUAUCCUGUGAUGCAGCAGUCAAGAACAUUGUCGAAAAGAAUGUUGGCAGCUUUUGGAUGUCAAAAGGCUGUGGCCCAUGGUGCUCGCGAGGCCCGCAGAGAGAGCGAUGUUCUGUUGGUGACGACCAUGCGCUUUGACGAUGCUUGCUGCGGACGCGUCGCAAAAGCGCGCUAGUGUAAGUCGCAUUGCGCGCAGCGAUGGCGUUAUAAGUCCGCUUUCGGAUAUUCAUCAUCAGCCAGCUCUUGGCCUUUUGGAGGCCACUUGAGCUCGCCCAUCAGCUGUGUGCGCGAUUUUUGCCUCCCACAGACUGCUUCACCCCGCACAUCUAGCAGCUUGAGAAAUAUUCCACGAACGCUAAUGGGUCCCCCUGCAUGCGUUCAUCUGAUCAACCUUGCUGUGGUAGAUCAAUUCGCUCCAACUCGCCCGGGUCUGCGAGCUGAGUCACAGACCGUCGUGGCCUCAGA